Eleginops maclovinus (Patagonian blennie) is the source of this 4121-nucleotide messenger RNA. RefSeq names its product limb and CNS expressed 1 like (gene lix1l). The transcript has 6 exons. The record is from RefSeq and is a predicted model, not a curated record. Bases 243 to 1310 code for a protein of 355 amino acids. Gene Ontology annotation, cellular component: cytoplasm. Gene Ontology annotation, biological process: autophagosome maturation. NCBI's taxonomy places the organism in Eukaryota, Metazoa, Chordata, Actinopteri, Perciformes, Eleginopidae.
GAACCAGGGGUCCUUGAAGGCACCGGUUGACUGACAUCCCCGCAGUCUAAUCCACACAGUGAGGAUGCACAGCAGCGGUGAAAUGUGUCGAAUCAAUAUCGGCUAACUACUUCUCUCGGCUGUGAUUGACAAAACCCCGCUAACACUUUGUUCCUCCAGCCUCUACAGACCGUGUUUAAACCAAAAACCGUCGGGUACACAUUUAACCCACACCGGGACUUCGCAGACGUUACGUCGGGACAAUGGAAUCUCAUGUCCUCCCGGACAGUAUCCGCCCUCAGCGGCUGCAGCCAGGCAUCGGAUUCGGUUCAGCACCGACCGGGACCCUCCGCUCCUCUCUCCGGCCCGGGGUGACGGUCCCCAUCGCGCCUCUGCUGCCCUCCCCGGCCUCUCUGUCCGCUUCGUCCGGGCCUCCUCCGCCGCCGCCUCCGCUGCAGCUCCACAGCCUCUACGGCGGGCUUGGAGCGGGGCCGUGGCCGGGGGCAGGGCACUGUAACCCGGGGAACCCGGCGGUGCUGAAGGAGGCGGUGGAGGCGGUGGUCCGCAGCUUCGCUAAGCACACUCAGGGCUACGGCAGAGUAAACGUGGUUGAAGCUCUGCAGGAGUUUUGGCAGAUGAAGCUGACCAGAGGCGCCGACCUGCGUAACGGAGCUCUAGUUGUUUAUGAAAUGGUCCCAUCCAGCAGCCCUCCUUAUGUCUGCUAUGUCAGUCUUCCCGGAGGCAGCUGCUUCGGAAGUUUCCAGUUCUGUCCCACCAAAGCCGAGGCACGACGCAGCGCUGCCAAGAUCGCCCUGAUGAACUCUGUUUUCAAUGAACAUCCCUCCCGACGCAUCACAGACGACUUCAUAGAGAAGAGCGUCAGUGAGGCGCUGGCGUCCUUCAAUGGAAACAGAGAAGAGGCCGACAACCCUAACACAGGAAUUGGAGCAUUUCGUUUCAUGCUCGAGUCCAACAAAGGAAAAUCCAUGCUGGAGUUUCAGGAGCUGAUGACUGUGUUCCAGCUGCUGCACUGGAAUGGGAGUCUGAAAGCCAUGAGAGAACGACAGUGUUCCCGACAGGAAGUGCUGGCUCACUACUCCCACCGGGCUCUGGAUGAUGAUAUGCGCACUCAGAUGGCUGCAGACUGGGUGAACCGGGAGCAGAGUGUGGCGAGCACUAUUGCGCAGGAGGUGGCGUCGACGGAGCGAGAGCUGGAGGACGCGAGGCUGGCAGGCAGAGAACUGCGUUUUUACAAAGAGAAGAAGGACAUCCUGAUGAUCGCUGUGGGUCAACUCAACGCAGCCAACACUGCCACGCUGCCCUCGCACUAAACCUGGCUCCAUUGCGGAAAAACAUGCCUUCACUCUCCUGGUAACAGUAUUGAUUACGUCAUACAUGUACAGGUGCUUUGUCUGACAGGGUUUGUAUCUUGUCUUUUUAAUACCAUGAGGACCAGGUAAUCAGGCCUUGAUUUACAGAAUGCUCAACCGUCCCUAAAACCAACACUUGCCAUUAUAGCCGUUGCCUUUUUGUGCCUGUGACAGGAUAACAGUGCUUUAAAAAAGAUACCUGUAAACUUGCUGGGCUUUCUCAACUGACUGGGGUUAACAUGUUUUUUAUUAUUUCCUACUUUAUUUACGUCAAAGUAGAUAAAACACAGCCUGCCUUUCAUCACUGAAUGUACGGGACAUAAGUUCAUAGAAAUGCAUUGGUCUUAAAACCUUAUUGGCAAGUACCAUGUGUACUUUGAUAAUCAAAAUAUUUUUGAAACACAGGAAAACUGCAAGGGGAUAAAAGAUCCCAACUAACUAUCAAUAUCGGCAGAUAAAGGCUUUAAAAGGAAAUAUACUAUAAUGAUACUUUUCCUCUGAAACAAAAGGCUAAUAUGUUUCAUUAAAACAAAUAUGACUUGUCUGACAUGUUGCCUUAGUUAAAGUAGUGUUCCUUAUUAUGCCCAGUCAAUGUUAUGCCGCAUAUGCCAGGCGGCCAUCGCAACAACAGUAGGCAUAAUGAUAUGUAAAUAAUUCCACUACAGGAGAGGCUUAAUGUUUCCUGCAAUAAGACGGAAUAUGAUGGAUAAAAAAUAUGUGCAUAUCGGUUUCCACGUUUCCACUACAUCAAAUAUCUGCAAAUACAAUAUCGUACAUCCCAAAACCUUUAAAUACAAAAGUGUUUUCUGCCUGUUGUACAAAACAAAGUGUAUAUCUGUGGACCUUGAAAUUAAUUCAAGACAGCAUUGAAGCACACUCAUAUAAGAAUUUGUAGGUUUGUUUGUAUUUCAGCAUUUGUCUGAUUGCUCAGGUUUUUGCAACAAAAAAAAAUCAGAUAUUGAACCAUCACCCUGUUUUUCUUUUUUUUUGUGGGCUUUUGACUAUUUUAGUAUUCAUUGUGUGCUUGGUGACCAUGACAGUAGCUGAAUGUGUAUUUUAGCGUGCUAUCAGCUUAAGGAUCUGCAAAGCGAUGCUGUUUAACAUUUAGACGACUGAACUGUUAUUGUGAUGCAGGUUGGCUUUGUUAAGUGCUUUGUUUAAAGAAAUAAAACUGAGUUUAGUAGACUCAAAAGUAAUUCAGGAUCUCGCAGAAUCAAAGAACAGUGUUGAUUGGAGUCGAAAUGUGAAGGCCAAAAAAACAAGUUGAGGGAUCUUUUGUGUUUAGUGUAAGUCAAUGGGCUAAAAACAGUGUACGUGACUCGCACUUAUCAAAUGUUUUCAUGUUGAAGGACCUAAUUUAGUUCAUGCUGAAUAUGUUAUAUCUUCAUAUUUCUCCAUGUAUCUAAAAUGUAUUGAAUACAUAAUACGGAUAAAGUCAUUUCGGUUGGCAGCCUUUUAAAGACCCCAUGUAAUGGAAGUUAGAGUUUAAUGGAUAAAGUGUUGCUCUUUUUGGAUAUAGUGUGUGCAGUGAGUUAUGCAAGUUAAACAGCAGGAGCGCUCAUUCUCACUGCUAAAUGCUGGAUUAUCAACAGCAGAAACUGAUUACACUAAAUUUGGGGAGUCGGCAAAUAAAAAACAAAGAAGCUGAGAUGGAGUAUGAUCUAAGCCAGACUACAUUUUAUCACUUCGCUGCUGCGUCUCUUUUCCCUGAAUAAUUGUGCCUUUUUGAAAUUGGUUGCACAUAGUAGUUACACAUGCUAAAAGCCUAAACGUUUCGUUUCCUUUAAUGAGGUCUUUAAAGGGGGCAACACUCUGUUUUACAAUGUUUUUUGUUAUUUCAUGUAAAGGUAAAGAUUAAAAGCUAUUUUACUGUUACUUAUAGAAAAUGUUUGGCAUCUUGAGGAAUGUGCUUAUACCCUUGCUGAAAUACAGUUACUCAUUUCCUAUUAGUCCAUUUUAAAUGUAAGGCUUCAGCUAGCAGACUAUUAGCUUAACACAAAGGCUGAUUAUCUGAAUUUGUACAGCAUAGACGUGAAUUUUGCCACCUGAAUGGGAAUAAGCACAUUUCUGAAAAAUGUUGAAAUAUUAAUUGAAUAUGUUACAUGACAUAAGAUUCUGAAGGAUUUAUCAAAUCUUGCUACCUUUGGUAUACACUUAUAAUCAUUGUAUAUUGUUUGUUUGGUACUGCGCUUGCAAACAUGUGUACAGCACAACCAGGAAGAUGUUUCUGAUUAAGUUUUGUCUCUGCAGCAAUCCUCAGUAAAUACUGAAAAGUUCAAAUAGAGAUUUGAACUGAAACAAUGAACACUUAAACCUCACAAUUCUGCAGCUUGAAUCCCGUAAAUCUUACAUUUCCCUUUUCACUUUGGUUUUCUCCUGCUUACAGAAUCUCAUCUGCAAAGCUGACAUAUUUGAAUGAUCUUUUUACAGGAAUGAGGCUCAAGAUCUUAAAUUGUGUGUUUAUAUUUUCUCCUGCAUAUUUCUUGUUUCUUAGAUGCUUUUUUUGUUUGUGAUUUUUGACUACAAGCCAUUCAUCUUGAGCUCUCUUCUUAGAAAUGCCUAUUAUCUUUCUUUGUGAUCAUUAUCAAUGAAUUCUUUUUUAAACAAUAUAUUUUUGUUGGUAUCCAUUUUAUAAAAAAACCUUGGUCUUUUUAUCUUUUAUGCAUGUUGUGUUGAUUGUUUGUUUUUAAUGUUUCAUAUUCCAUACAGUAUUGUUUUAUGAAAGUGUUUCUGAAGGCUCUUAUUGUAUGUAUUUUCUAUGAACAUUUUGUA